AUGCGCGCGUCGUGGGUCGAGGUGUCGACGCCGCGUCGUCCGCGUUCGAGUGCGCUCGCGCGCGUCGUCGAAUCCUGCGUCGCCGGCGCGUCGAGCGACCUCGCGAGCGGCGACGACGCGCGCGCGCGCGUCGUCGCGACCGCGGUCGUGAAGCGCGGCGCCUCGGCGCUCGGCGCGGCGUCGGAGGAGUUCGGCGGGACGGCGCCGCGCGGGUUGGCGCGCGCGACGACGGCGCGGCUGCGAGCGCUGGGCGUCUCGGACGCCGUCGUCGACGAGUGCGGACGACGGUUUUGGCGCUCGAGCGAUGGUGCGGAGGUGGUGGUGCCGACGUCGAGCGUCGGGUGGUUGACGCACGCGAAGGCGCAGUAUUGCGCGGCGAGGCGGGACGGAAACGUGGACGCGGCGAGCGAGCGGGACGGGACGGGACGGGCGACGCGGGACAUCGCGGUGGGCGAGACGCUGACGGUGCGCGCGGAGGAGAGCGAGGGCGAUGGGGGGAGCGGUGGAUGGGUGGGCGCGUCGGCGGUGCGCGCGGAGGAGGGCGAGCGAGGAGACGGGUUGUUGCGGUGGUUGACGACGGCGGCGCCGGCGGCGUUGCGAUCGAAGGCGGACGGAUCCGUCGGCGUCUUCGCGCUCGAGGACGUCGCCGCGGGGCGGACGCUGGAUUUUUCGAUGAAACGUGUGGAUGAAAUCGUGCGCGGGAGCCCGCUCGUGGGCGAGGAGGUGCACGGGAAGUUGGCCAAGGCGUUUCGGCGUCACGGCGCCGCGGGCGAAGCCGCGCUCGAACGAUUACGAAGACGAUUUCCUUUUUCGAAGACGUACCAGACGUUCCCGAUGUUCGGCGCGUUCGAUGAGAUUACGACGCUGAGCGCGAUUAGUCACGCGGACGAGCCGAAUUUGGCCCGCGAGGCGAACGCGCCGCUCGGCGCGCGAUUCGUCGCGACGCGAGACGUCGCCGCGGGCGAGGAGUUCACGUUGCAUCGCGGACGCGACUGCAUUUUAGAGGUGCCAGGCACGGGUGGGUUUUUAGCGCACUACGAGUGGGCCGUAGAGGGUAAGGAGGCGCCGUGGGAGCGCGCGGGCGCGGGAGGACGCGCGCGCGGCGGGAUAGACUAUAGCAAGUGGGACGACGUCGCGUCGAGCUCAUCGGAGGAUUUAGAUUAA
Messenger RNA from Ostreococcus lucimarinus CCE9901, 1164 nucleotides. RefSeq lists its product with no specific name. NCBI's taxonomy places the organism in Eukaryota, Viridiplantae, Chlorophyta, Mamiellophyceae, Mamiellales, Bathycoccaceae. The transcript has a single exon. The record is from RefSeq and is a predicted model, not a curated record. Bases 1 to 1164 code for a protein of 387 amino acids.